Penicillium mononematosum is the source of this 978-nucleotide messenger RNA. RefSeq lists its product as uncharacterized. The record is from RefSeq and is a predicted model, not a curated record. Lineage: Eukaryota; Fungi; Ascomycota; Eurotiomycetes; Eurotiales; Aspergillaceae. The coding region runs from base 1 to 978 and encodes 325 amino acids. The transcript has 2 exons.
AUGUAUUACGCAAGACUCGCCGCUCUUUCGGCCGUCCUGCUGCAGGUGCUCCCUACCCUUACAGCUCCUGCCCCCGGUGGCUCUGGUAAUCCCGGCGAGUGGAGUCAGGAUGGGUUCUGGGGUUCUCCCCAUGGAGACAGCGCGGGCAUAGGUCCAGGAGGGUUUGAUAACAGCCACUGUGGCCACAAUGCCAACGGCAACAAUGUCGGAUCGACUGUCACUGUGACUGAUUGUCCGGCUACCCCGACUGCCACCGUGACUGUUACUAUUGACGGCGAUGGCAACGGUUCAGCCACUGUCACCGAAACGAUCAGUGCCUGCACAGCAACUGUAACUACCGGAGACGACGGCCGUUCCGCAUCAACCACCACCGAGACGGAAACUGUGAUCUCCACGAUUAGUUCGUGCACCGCCACGACCACCGACAUCACCACUUUGACGGAGGACGGUCCCACGGUGACGACCACUGUCACAACGCCCGGCCCAGUCUCAACUACGACCGAAUUUGUCGGCACCUCGACCGUCACCGAGCCCGGCGUGACCGAGUAUGAGACAGUCACCAAUACCAUCACUCAUACCGACACAAGCACUGUUACCAAUAAUCAGGUCGUGACCUCCACCGUGACUUCGACAGACACCCAGACACUCCAGGUCACUACCACAGUGACUGCGGACGACUGCUCCAACACCGGCACCUCCGACGGUCUUGACUAUGGAAGCUGUUCGGACCCGACGAUCAAUUGGUUGUAUGGUCUUGAUGGCCGCACCGAGUACUCGUAUACCACCGAUAACCAGGAUGACUUCCCCUUCGGCUCGUCGCCUACUAUCGAUUCACCGGCUGACCUGAUAUGCAACCGUUUGCGUAGCCCGUGCAAUGCUCCUCAGGCUACGAUUGACCAGUGCUAUGCGGCUGAGAGCGCUGUUGCCUCUCUGAGUGGACAGGAGGCUGCCGAUACUUGGAACGACUUGAUGACAUAG